This is a messenger RNA of Cinara cedri, 25091 nucleotides long. The record is from the annotation of a GenBank genome assembly. NCBI's taxonomy places the organism in Eukaryota, Metazoa, Arthropoda, Insecta, Hemiptera, Aphididae.
AUGGGUGAAGGCAACCAAAGGUACAUUGUGCAAGUUUUUGUGGGUGCUUUAUCACAAUGCUAUGAAGCACUCAGUGUAGAAGCUAGCAAGCAAACUACUUCUGAUGAGAUUGUCAGUUGUAUAGUAGAGCGACUUUCUUUAUCAGGAGGUUGUGGAACAAGUUAUACUGGUACAUUUGAGUUGGCUGAAGUUGUUGGUGACGCUCUUGGACGAGAAUGUAAAGAGCGCAGACUUGGGCCUACAGAAUGUCCUGUAGCUGUUAUGCUUUUAUGGCCUCAACCUCGAAGACACACACAACAAGAAGAAUAUUAUAGGUAUUUAUAAAAUAAAGUUAUUUCAACAUUUAAUUACAUUUACUUAUUAUAAUUUCCAGGUUUUAUUUAAGAGAAAAACUAUCUGAUAGCUUGUGGGCUGAUGGAUUCACCAUGGAUCCACAACUCAUACGGGACUAUUUUUAUAGAUUUCUUUAUCAACCCCAAGAUCGAGAAUAUCCAGAUCUUUGUCAACUUCCUGAUCUCAAUGAACAAACUCUUUUGGAUAAUUUAAGAGCUAGAUUUUUAGCUGGUCAUAUAUAUACAUAUGUUGGUUCCAUUUUAAUUGCAGUUAAUCCUUUUAAGGUAAUAUUCAAUAAGAAUUAACCUUCCACGGCAAAAGUUAUUUUAUAUAAAGUAUAAAAAUAAAACAAUGACAUUAUUUCUUUUGUUAGUUUCAUCCCAUUUAUAAUCCAAAAUAUGUAAAAUUGUAUCAAAAUCGAAGACUUGGCCCAGAGCUCCCUCCUCAUAUAUUUGCCAUUGCUGAUGCUGCAUAUCAUUGUAUGCUGAGAGAAAGACGCAAUCAGUGUAUUGUAAUAAGUGGAGAAAGUGGUAGUGGAAAAACGGAAUCUACUAAUUUUCUUCUACAUCAUCUUACUGCUCUUAGUCAAAAAGGUAGCCAUGGCAGUGGUGUAGAACAAACUAUACUUAGUGCUGGUCCAGUAUUAGAGGUAUAUUUAAUUUUACAAUAUUUAAUAUGUCAUUUUUUUUUUAAUAAUAUUAUUCUCAAUACUUAAAAAACAAUUGUAUUUCUUUUCUUAGGCUUUUGGUAAUGCUAAGACUGCUCAUAAUAAUAACUCAAGUAGAUUUGGUAAAUUUAUACAAGUUAAUUAUAAAGAAAAUGGAAUGGUCCAUGGGUAUGUGAUUUAAAAUAAUUAUGUAUGUUUUUAACUUAUAAAAAGUAGUAAAUGAAUGUUCAAAUUAUAUUUCAAUUUAUUUCAAACAAUUAAAUUAAACUUAUAAACUAUAGGUAAUUUAUACAUUUUUAAAAUUUGUUUAGCGCGGUUGUUCAAAAGUAUCUUUUAGAGAAGUCCAGAAUUUGUUCUCAGGGACAGAAUGAACGUAAUUACCAUGUAUUUUAUUACUUAUUAAAUGGAGCUAGUGAUACGGAGAAAGAGUCAUUACAUUUACACAGAGUAGAUUAUUAUAAUUAUUUGAAUGGGGUAUGAUCAUUUAAGUUGUUUAAAAAUAUUUAUACAAAGUGAUUAACUAAACAUGCAUACCCCAUUUUUUUGGUUACAUUUUGCAUACAUUCAAAUUCUAAUUUUUGGAAUUUUUAAGUGUAGUUAAAGCCGAUAUUUUCAUAUUUUAGAUUUUUACAACAUUUAAGGAGUAUCCUGUGGUGAUACCAAAUUUGGUUUUUUAAAUGAGAACCUAUAUUGAAAAUUUCAUAAAUAUUAUGAAGUAUUAGUUAAAAUAAAUUUUGGUGUUAACAUUUUUAAUAUCCAUCAACCCAUUAACAAGAUAUUUUACUUUUAAGUUUAGGUAGGGAGAGAGUAGUGAAGCACUAAUAAAAUACUGCACGCUGUGUAGAGGCACAAAUGAUACUUCACUACUCUCCCUCUACCUAAACUUAAAAGUUGAAUAUCUUGUCAACGAGUUGAAAGAAAUCAAAAAUUUUACCAUUAAAAUGUAUUUAAAGUAAUACUCUAUCUAUUUAUGGAAUUUUUAAUGUAGGUUCUCAUUUGAAAAACCAAAGAUACUCUUUAAAUGUUGUGAAAAAUCUAAAUAUAAAAAAAUAUUGGCUUUAACUACACUUACAAACUUCAAAAAUCAAAAUUUAAUCAAAAAAUUGGAUGAGCACGCUUAUUGAAUCACCAUGUUUAUGUUUACAUAUAUAUAUAAUAUUUUGGUCUGUUAUUGACUAAUACUGAAUUUAUAAUAUUUAGAGUGGUUGUUAUACCUUGGGAAAUUUAGAUGAAAAAUAUGAGUUCUCUAGAUUAAAGCAAUCCAUGGAAAUGGUAGGUUUUACUCCAGAGAAACAGCGCAGAUUAUUUGCAGUUCUUUCAGCAGUUUUAUUAUUAGGUAUAUAUAAAUUAUUACAAUUUUAUAAUUAAUUUUAAUUUGAUGUUUUCAAAUUUUUUUUGUCAGGAAAUGUUGAUUUUCAACCUCGAAAAUCUGCAUAUCAUCACGACGAAGCGGUUGCUGUACGUAACCCUGAAAUAGUUUUUUUAAUAUCACAGCUUCUUAGAGUAAAGCAAGAAACAUUGUUAGCAGCUUUAACAGCUAAACGUGCUAAAGCAUCUGGUGAAACUUUGGUUAUUAAUUACAAGUUACCCGAGGUAAUAAGAUAUAAGUAUAUGUACAAUAAAAGUAUAACACCUAAAGAAACUUAUUUAUUUUUAAUAUUAUUAUAAAUAGGCCAUAGCAGCAAGAGAUGCAAUGGCAAAAUGUCUUUAUGGAGCUUUAUUUGAUUGGAUUGUAUUACAAGUAAAUCAUGCAUUGCUUUCAAAAAAAGACACUUUAAGAGAUCACCAAGGAAAUUCAAUUGGAGUUUUAGAUAUAUUUGGAUUUGAAGAUUUUGGUGCUUGCAAUAGGUAAAUAAUAAGAUCGUGGUUUGCUGAUAAUUAUCCAAAUAGUUGCUAUAUGCAAAAAAAAAAAAAUAGUAUUAUCAAAGAUGAUAGUUUUAAAGAAUUCUGAUAAAAUUAUACAUUAGAAGAACAUACUUUAUAUGAUGGGUGGGCCAUUGUUUUAGGUGUGAAUUUGGGAAGAGAUAUAGAGAGGAAUUUAAUUUAUAUUUGUAUGGAACAAGAUUUGGAGUGAAGUUUCUUUUAUACAAAAACGUAAAUUUUCCGAUCUUUUCCAUGUUUUUCCCCAAUUAUUAUAAGAACCACUUGGGAAAUUAAAAAAUGACCUUUUUCUAAUACUAAGUAGAUUAAAUUUACUUUCAAAAAAGGUGCUACACUUGAUACAUUAGAGCAAGAUCAGAAAAUUUGCAGUACAGCAAAAUAAUAAUAAUAAAAGUAAACAUCAUUGUAAAAUCAAAAUAUCCUCUCUAUACCCUGAAUCAUAAAUACAUGAAACUACCUAAAAAUAAAAUAAGCAGUCAUUUUCUUUAUUAUAAUAAAAUAAAUAAUAAUAUAUAUUCCUAGUGAUAAUUGAUAAAUAAUAAUUUAUAAGUUAAAAUAUACAUUGUUUUUAUGUUGUUUUUUUAUUUGUUAAUAAUAAUGUAUUUUUUCAAAUAAUAAAUACAAAUUUUUCUGAUUUGAUACACAUUAUAACAUUUAAUAUCUAUUAAGUUUAUUUUUCCCUUGUUUUAAAUAUAUAAAUCAUUUUUUUUCACACUUAUCAGAGUUUCUAAAAUUCUGAGAAUCUGUCUUAAGGUUAGGGGGGAAAAUAGAGAAUAUAUAUUCAUCAUGUAUUCUUGUUGAUAUGUAAUUAAUGUAUACUUUAUUUAGUUUUGAACAAUUUUGCAUCAACUACGCAAAUGAACAUCUACAAUAUUAUUUUAAUCAACAUGUAUUUAAGUAUGAACAAGAAGAAUACCGCAAAGAAGGAAUUAAAUGGAGUGAUAUAGAUUUUUUAGAUAAUACUGGAUGUUUGCAAAUGAUUGAAGGUAAACCUAAUGGUUUAUUAUGUGUUUUGGAUGAUCAGUGCAAGUAAGUAAUUGUAGUAAAUUCAAUACCCAUUAGUUUUAUAAUUUCUUUAUAUUUUUAUUAUAUCAUUCUUACAUUUUUAGUUUUCCGGGUUCAUCUUGUGAAACAUUAUUACAAAAAUUUAAUUCUGUUCACAAAGAUAACAAAUUUUAUGAAAUGCCACAACGUAAAGAAAAUGCUUUUAUAGUGAGGCAUUAUGCAGGAAGAGUUAAAUAUCAAGUAAUACAUAAAUAUUUUAUGAACUUACAAUUUUAAAUUGAAAAUUGAAUUAUAAAUAAAAAUCUAUGAAUACGAUAUUUUGUGCACACAUUUCUUUUAUUAUACAACUAUAUUAAAAUGUUGUAUACACUAAUUAUUUGUGGCUUAAUUUUUAUUUUAUAACUAAGAUAUUAUGAAAUUAUUCUCCUCGUAAUUAUUUUUUUCUAAACUAUUUGUAUUAAAUGAUAAACAAUUUUAUCAAUAUAUUUAGGUUUUUGAGAUGAGAGAGAAAAAUUUGGAUCUUAUGCGGCAAGAUAUUGUAGGUGUUUUAAAAAAUAGUAGUAUGGCAUUUGUUCGGGAACUUGUUGGUGCAGAUCCAGUUGCAGUGUUUCGCUGGGCAAUUGUAAGAGCAUUUUUUAGAGGUUAUUUUUCAUUUCAAGAAGCAGGUCGUAGACAUCGGCAAAGCAGAGGUAAAUGUAUUUAUUUUUAUUUUAUUGUAAAAUAUUUUUAAAUUUUUUUUAAAUAUACAAACAAAAAAUAAAAAAAUAAUGAUAAUAAUAUUUUAUUACAGUUGAUGGUGUAAAGGCAUCAAGUAUUUCUUUACGUUUCCGAAACAGUGUGCAAAACGAUAGCUUAAUCAGGUAAAUUACAAUUUUUAUUUAAUAAAUAUGUAACCAUUUUAUAAUAAAUAUAUGUAUUAAUUUAUGAAUAAUAUACAUUAUCUAUUUAUAAAUAAUAAUAUAUAAAUAAAUUGGAUAAACAGACGACUAUUUGUUGAAUAUAAUGUCAUGCAUCAAUAUAAAUAUUUUUUUUUUUUAAUUUUAUUAUUAGAAUAUAUAUUUGUUUGUAACAAACAAUUUAAACUAAAUUUUAAUUUUAAAAAUAAAAAAAAAAUUGCAUUUUGAUGUAAUUUUAUUGGAAGACAAUUUUAUUUGUAUAUCUUUCAGAAAAAGUACUACACUUGAAAAUUUGAUCAAAAUUUCUGAUAGAAAAGUUGUCCCCCCUCCCAAAAAAAAAAAAAAAACCAAUAUAUUCCUCGCUUCACUUGGAAUCUAAAACUAAUAAAAAUAGUAUUUUGAUCUUUAUAUUAAAUAAAAUUAAAAUAUUUUUUUAUUAUAUUAAGAAAUAACAAUAUUGUUAUUAUUUAUGUCCUCAAAAUUUUAAUAUUCAAAAUUCAAUUAUUAACUUAUAUUAAUGUUUUAUGCUACGUCCAGUCAUCUAGUAACAAUGUCAUCGGUAAACCUCACCAUAAAUCGUAUAGUGUAAGUUUAGUAAAACAUUUUUUUGUUUAAAAAUUGUUUAAGUAUGAAAUUAUUUGUUGCUUAUUUUGUUUUUUUUUUUUAGUUAGUUUUAUUAAAAUUAAAAUUAUUACACUAAUAUAUAUAUUUUAAUUUAUUAGCCCUGGAUGGUAGUUUGAUUCAAUAAUAUUUUUCGUUGAAAUAUGAUUUUUACACAACAAAUUAGUGAGUUGUUAUUUAACAUAAUAUUUACAGGUACACUCCAAAAUUUCCAAUAAAUUCCACGUCUUAUGGAGGUGGAUAUGUAAUUAAUGUGGGUAAAAAAUUGGCAUCCAAUCCUAACAAUGAACAAAAUGUGUAUAAAAAUAAUUCAGCCUUCAAUAAAUUUACCAACUUAGAAAUUGUUAAUUCUAAUAAAAAUAUUAAUAAAGAAGAUAUAAAAACUCGUGCCAAUUGUAAAUCUACUGAUGAAGAUAAAGUCAUUGAACGAGCUACACAAAUUGUUAUGUAUGUUUCCAAAAAUUUAAAAACAAUAAAUCUGGUGUAUGGAUGGUUUCAACAAUUUUUAUAAACUAGAAAAUGGGAAACUAUUAUUUCAUCUCUAUUUUGCAAUAAAUAAAUAAUACCUUAAUGUGAUUCUAAUAACCUUAACAUUGUAAAUAUAUUUGUUUAACAUAUCUUCCUAAGUAUAGUUUAUAAAGCAUGGUGUAUAGUUAAUUUGUAUUAUUUCAAUUUGUGCAUGGUUCUCAAUCAUAUUUUAUAAAAAAAAAAAAGUAUUUAUCUGAUAAAAAUUGUAAUUUAUGUGUUUUUGUAUUAUUUAAAUUUGUAUUUAUUAUUAAAUAAUUUUAGUAUCAAUGUUUUAAAUAUUAUAACCAUCAAUUAAAAUUAUGAUUGAGGAAAACAAAUGUUUCAUUAUUUAACUAUUAUUUAUUUAUAAAUAUAAAUUUAAACUUUAAUGCAUCUUUUUCAUUUGGUUUAGUGCUUUUAAUUUAAUUUUAAUCUUUUACUAACAACUUUGUUUAAUUGUAAGCAUAAUUAAUUUACUAUUUUUUUUUUUUUUUUUUUAAUAUUGUUUUCUCUUGAAUUAUUUUUAAAGAAACAUUUUUUAAUUAAAUGGCUAUUUAUGUUACAGGAAAAAUAAAUCUUUCAGACCCAAAGACCGAGGUAAUAAAGGAUUAAAAAAUCUCCAAAGUGUAAAAACACUCGCUGGACGAAUACAAAUACAGGGUUCUAUUAGUAGUAAAGCCCGUAAACAACCACUUACUGUAACAGCUCAGUUUCAAAUGUCUUUAAACAGUCUUAUGGAUACACUUAAUCAAGCUAAUCCAUUUUUUAUUCGCUGUAUUAAAAGCAAUAGUAAUAAAGUGAGUUUUGUAUUUUUCAAUGUUAUUUUAUGUAUCAUUUUAAUAUUAAUGUUUUUCUAGGUUGCAAAUAUGUUUGAUCAUGAUACCGUUCAGAGACAAUUACGUUAUACAGGAAUGUUAGAAACCGUUAGAAUUCGUCAAGCUGGAUAUAAUGUACGACUUAGUUAUGAAGAAUUUAUUCAGCUUUAUCGAAUAUUAUUACCUAAAGGACUUAAUAGGUAAAAUAUUCAUACAAAAUUUUUUUUUUAAAAAAAACUAAAUUAUCAAAUUUUAUAAUUGAUUAUAUGUUACAGUAAUUCUCAAGAUGUUAGAAAUUUUUUGCAAACAUUAAAUUUAGAUAGAGAUAAUUAUCAAAUUGGUGAAUCGAAGGUAUUUUUACGCGAGUGUGAAAAACUAAAAUUAGAUUAUAGACUACACCAACAAAUAAUGGCAAGUAUUGUGACUAUCCAACGUUGGUUUCGUACACUGUUGCAACGAAGACAAUACCUCAGAAUUACUUGGGCUACAGAAACAUUACAAGUAUUGAUUUAUAAUAUUUAGUUUAAAAAUUUGGAUAUAAUAUAUUUAUUAUUUAUUCUGUUAUAGUCUUGGUGGAGAAUGAUAUUAGCUCAAAGAUUAGUAAACAAAAUGAGGAUGGACGAAUCAGCUGCCAUUUAUAUACAAUCUGCAUGGCGAAAACAUCGUGUAUCGAAUUGGUACAAAAAUUUACGAAGAAGUGUUAUUACAUUACAAGCUCAUUCCCGUGGUUAUUUAGCAAGGAAAAAAUUUUCAAAAAUAAAAAAUUCAGUAAGUAAAUUUUUCAAAGCUUCAUUAUUAUUAUUUAUUUUUAAUUAAACAUUAUAUUUUAGAAAAAGAGUAUUUCAGUACCACAAAUUAACAACUCUAAAGAAUCUAGUCAAGAAGAACUACAUGAUUCUGAGUAAAUAUUUAAAUUUAUUAAAUAUAUUUAUAAUUAUUAUUUAAUAAAAAUUAAAUGAUCUGAGACAUAUCUGUUUUUUUCAUAGAAGUAGUGGAGGAGCAAAAGGUGAUAGUGAAUCAGAAGCUGAUCCAUUUGUACAAACUAAGACAACUAAUAAUAUUAAGUAUGACAUUCUCCAAUUUAAGUCAACAAUUUAAUUUUUAAAUUUUAAAUUUUAUUUUGUAUAUAGAGAUGAUCAAUUUAAAGCCCCUAAAAGAAAAGUUUCGGCUCGUCGUCUGAGAAUAGAAUCUCAUCCAACUGAUGUACAUAAAGGUAUUUAUAAUUAUCAAUAUAAUAAUUAGGAUACGUAACUAUUUUUUUAAAAUCUUAUGUCAUUAAUAGUUACUUUUGAAUAAAGCUCAGAAUCAAAAUUUGGCUCAUGUUAAUUUUUUUUUGUAUUGUUUUGGGUAUUGAACAGAACAUAACCUAAUAUACAUAACUGCCUUAAAAUAUCUUUCAUGAUCUCUAAAAAGAGGAGGAAUAAAACUAAUAAUAUUCCUCUUCAUUGUUUCAAGACAAUAUAAUACAUUAUUUACUGUAGGUUUCUACUUUUAAUAUUUUGUUUAGAUGUUUAGAAUGUAAAAACAAAAAAGUUGCUCACACUUUGUAAAUAGCUUUAAGCAACUUGUAUGUUAUAUUUAUUUUCAAAACAUCUAACAUCAUUACAAAGAGUUAAUUUCAGCUUUCUAUAAUGUUAGUCGAUAUUGAAUUGAAUUUGAAUGUAAAUAAGUGUUCUAAAAUAUUAUAUUCUUAAUAAAUAAUUUGUAUUGUAUGUUUGAAACUGUGUAGAGCGUUCUAGCAAAACUGAUGGUCCUGUAAAUGAAGGAACAGCAUUUAGUGAUAGUGAGUUGGAUGACACUCAUUUGAAACAACAACCAGUGGUUUGGAAACGAAGAGAACGAACUAGUGACACAUCAAACAAACGAACUUUAUUGACUAGAACUCCACACGUUACUUCAGAGCCAAUUGCUCCUGUUCGUUUAUUGAAUCGAUUACGUGUUUCUAAUACUGAACCAGCUCCAGAGUAAGAAUAAAACUAUUUCAAUAGCAUUCACAAUACAUUAAAUUAAUUUUAAUUUAAAGAGAAAUUGCUUAUUUUAUGAUUUGAAAAUCUCAAAAUGCAUUUUUAACAAUAUUAAUAAUAACUUUUAAUUUGAAUAAAAAAAUUAUAAUCAGUUUUUUUUUUCUAUAGAACUUCUAUAACAAAUGAGAAAGAAUUAAAAAGAAGAAACAGUGAUGGUUCAACUACACAUGCAGGAAAAGCUGAAGAACCUAAAUUAACAUAUUCACCAUCUUUUGAACUUUUAGAAUGGAAAGGUACUACUAUGUUUACAAUAGCUGGACAUCGUUUUAGAAAAUUAGGACGAUUUACUCCCCAAGAUAAAUGUACUUAUUGCAAUAAAUUGAUGGAUGCAUUUUUAACUCAAGGACACAAAUGUUCGGGUAAAUAUUGGUAUUUUACAAAUACACCUUAUACCUAUUCUUAUUAUGUAAAUGUAGAUACGUUUUGUUAAUGUUAAAAUUCUCUACUUGCAUAUUUUUUUUCAAUUUUUAUGUUUUCUGUACACGUUUUAAUGUGAUAUAUAUUAUAUAUCAUAUUAGUGUUGGUCAUUAAUAUAAUUUUAUUUAUUGAUAUAUUUUUUAGUUUGCUGUUCAAAACAAUAAAUCUAAUUUUUUUAAAUUUUUAAAAUGUUAUAUACAAAUGUCUAUUUACUAUGUUUAUUAUUAAUAAGUAAUAAAUUAUUACUUAUUUAUAACUAAUAAAGUAAUAAAUAUGAAAUAUUAAUGUGUAUUUUAUUACUUAUUAUUUAGUUAUAAUAAUAUCAAAACUUAUCUAAAAAAAAAAAAAUGAUAUUGAUAUCGUUGAACAACAAUAUAUAUUAUAUAUAUCGGUGGUGACACAGCAAAAGGGUAUAAGCAACUCAAUUUUAUAGAUAGUUUUCAGGAGAGUAAAAAAACAUUUAUUUGUGAUUUUAACAUUAUUAUUUUUGUUGGUUGAAAUAGAGAAUUUUUCCAUUGAAUACUUUUUUUUUGUUAACCUCCUUAAUAUGAAUACACAUUGUUGAUUAGCUUCUAUUGUCGUUUAGAUCCUAUAUUAAAGAAGACAAUCUUUAAAUAAUGGUCACAGUUAUUUUUGGGCAAGCGCAAUGCACAAACCGAGUAUUUCUUCAUCCAAUAGUAAAGCAUUGUCGCUUAGACCCUUGUCACCAUUGAUAUUAAAUUCUUAUUAAGUUAAAUUUUCAAUUGCCUAAACAAUAAUUUAUUUUUAAUUUUUAAUUGUUUAACAGAUAUCAAAAAAAAAAAAAAAAAUCUGUAUGAAUCAUCAGAAACAUUUGAUAAAAAAUUAAUUUUAUUAUUUUACAGAUUGUAAAAAAUUAUUUCAUACUAAAUGUAUCCAAAAUGGUGGUGUACUACAAAUGCCAUGUAUACAACAGAAUGGAGGUAAUCGACCUACAAAUAGACGGAAACCUAGAAAGCCUGUAUCUGCUGGCAACAAAGCUCAUAUAACACCAAACAUAGCGAAUAAUCAAAAUAAUACUACCAUAGGAAAAUUUAGUUUAACUGGUACAUCAGAAUUUACAGAUCGUACUGACAAGAUUAUUUCUGAUGUGAGAGAAUUGAAAAUGAUGCAAGAUUUUAUAACCAAAAAGGUGAGUUACUAUUUUUUUUUUAUUCAAAUAUUAUUUAUAAUAGAUACUUUAACUAUUAAUAUUUGAAUAUUCUGUUAUCGAAAAAUCAAUAUUGUGUUUAAUGCAAAUAUAAUUGUAUUUAAUACACACUACGUUUAAUAAAACAAUAGCUAAACAGCAAUUGUUUAGUAUUAUACUUUUCAAUAUCUAAUUGAAAAUUAGGCUAGACAAAUAAACUAAAUAAAUGUAGCUAGAUUAAAGUUAAUGCAUAAGUAAACAAAUUUUGUCACUUUUGCCUAAAAAAAAGCAAUGUAGUUUUAAUAUUUGUCUUGGAUACAGGACAUAGCAAUUGAUAUAUUUGGUAUUCUUUUGGAUUCAUAGCAGAGUAGAAUCUAUUGAUUUUACUACAAAGUGUUUUUUUUCUGUCUUUAAACAGAAAAUUUCUCCAAUCGAAAAAUGACAAGAGACCUUGUUGUAUUUUGGAUUUAGUUGAUGAAUUAGAGAAUGUUAUUUUUUGAAUUUCUUGGUAGUUUUAAAAAUAAUUGAACAAAAAUGUGACAAAAACAUAAAUUUAUUUUCAAUCUGUUUUAAUUAAUUUCUGCCUCUUUCAAUCCCUAACUUUGAAUGGAUUUGCACGCCCACUUAUUAAUUACCACGUGAUGUCAACUUUUCUCCUAAUAAUAUUCUUCUAGCACUUUCCAAAAAUAAAAAACGUAAAUUCAACUGAGCCAGACAGUAUUCCUUCGACCUUACUUAAGACUGUCACUACUCACUCAUGUAUCCAAUCCAUCUCUUCAACAGGUGCUCCAUGGAUGAGGGAACCUUCCCAAAUAUUUGGAAAAUUUAUUCUGUGACACCCAUUCUUAAAUCAGGGGACCCAUCAAAUGUUGCUAACUGAUCUAUUACCAUUCUUCCCCAUUUUCUGAAUUGUUUGCAAAAAUAGUCCUCCCUAAAACCAAGUGAAGUCUCAAUCACAUUAUUAUUGACCAACAACAUGGUUUCCAACCAGAUAAAUCUACAAUUACAAGUUUCCACAACCAACAUUUUAGACAGUACUAGGGAUCAGUUGAAUGUAAUUUUUACUGAUUUUAGAAAAGUGUUUGAUACCAUUGAUCAUGGUCUCCUAAUCAAACUCAAAAACUUUGGUAUCAAUAAUCCUCUUCUAUCAUGGAUUAAGUCAUGUACCUCCAGAACUUAAUUUGUAAAAAUUAAUAGUUUAUCUCUUGAUAAAUGUGCUGUUACGUCUGGUUUUCCUCAAGGUGACUAGCCUCUUGCUAAUUAUUCUUUUUAUAAAUUAAAUUGGUAAAUGAAUAACGAAGACAAAACUGCUUCUAUUUGCAGAUGACAUCAAGAUCUUUUUAAAAAUGUCUUCCUCUGCAGAUUGCUUAAUACUUAAAUCUGAGCUUUAUAGUUGGGUUACUCAUCUCAGACUGAAAUUUAAUUUAGAUAAAUGUAACAUUAUGUCCUUCAGAAGGAGUAGAUCUCCAUUUCAACAUAGUUACUCUUUGAGUAGUACUAUACUCCAUCAAGUGGCUUGCAUCAAAUAUCUAGUAAUUCUCUACACUCCCCCCUAAAUUUCGAGUAGCACAUUAAUGCUAAAGCUUUAAAAGUAUUAGGGUUUAUUAAGCGCAAUAUAAUAAAUUUUAACUCUGCUAACUACCUCUGUGCUCUCUAUUUAGUAGCCUUGGUCCGUUCAAUCUUAGAGUUGAGAUAGUGUGGCACCCUUAGCCUGCAAUGAAUGGACUAGUUAGGGUUGGAACGUGUCCAGAACAAAUUUUUGUUGUAUGCUUUAUUCGUUCUUAAGCUUCAGCAUCAUCCACACAACUAUUUUCUUAUGGUUGAUAUUUCCUACUCUAUCCACCAGGCACUUUGAUGCCUAUUUAAACUUUAUUUCUUCCCUUCUUUAUGGAUCCAUAGAUUCUCCAGACCUUUCCUUGAUUUUCUACUGCAUUCUUUCCUUUAACACUAAAAGCUACCAGCUAUUUGCUAUACCAACCUACUUAACUUCAUAUUGACAUAACUACCCAAUUCAUAGAAUGCUACGAUUAGUUAACCAAUCAAUAAUUUAAUCUUAUGUUUUAUAGUAAGUAAACUUUUUUUACCACUGUGUAUUUUUAUUCUCGUCUUGUCAUUUACCAAUUAUUUAAAUUGCCUGUCUAGGUGUUAAAAAUUAUUAUAAAUAAAUAAUUAAGUAUAGAAUUGAAACAACAAGAAAGUUUAUAGAAUUAGUGGUUUUAUUAUUUUCAAUGUUAUAGUUUGUUGUAAUUCCAUUAAAAAUAUUUAUAGACUUAAAAUUUUGACAGGAAACUUAUAUUAGUCUUCUCUUGGCGUGGUAUUAUAUACAAAAUGUUUUGAAGAUUUUUGAGUUAUUUUUAAACAUUUUAUGUUUGUGGGUUAUUUUAUAUAGUUUUUGUUUGGUUGGCAUUAUGUAGGUAAAAUUAUUUGAUCAAACUGAAAUGCUUGAAAAUUGUAUAAGAGCUUCAUUAUGUAUUAUAGUAUUCAAAAAAAGUAAUGGAAUCUAGUAAAUUUUUUUUUGUAAUGAUUUUAAGAUCAAUUUUUGAUAAAAAAUCAUAAACAUUACUGCCUUUAAAAUUAUAUAUAGUUAAACUUUGCUAAGAUUCGGUUUUUGCUAGCAAUGGGUUUUUCCCAACUUUCUGUCUAUAAUAGUAACACACCCAUCAGCUGUAUCAGAUUAUUUUGUGUGUGGAUUAGGUUGAAUUUCAAUAUGACUUUAGCUAAAAUGAGCUAAAUGAGUUUUAGCUUUAAACCCAUUAAAAACCCUCCUAAUGAAAAUGUGAUGUCAUUUUUACUAUACGUAUAGUGCUGGUAUCAACUAUGUGUCUUUUUCUUCGGUUUCAACUUUUAAUUCUCACCUCUACAAAUUUUUUGCUCUAAUUUUACCCUUUUUUAGAAAGUGGUAUUGGAAGAUGUUAAAUUUAAGUACGCACUGUGGUUUUAAAAAUAUUUACUUAUUGAACUAGAACACUCACUGCAAUAUCAACUUAAAUGUAUUUCGCUUAUCAUCGCUAAAUAUUAUAGUGUCCAUCGGAUAAAACAGAUAUGAUAGACACACAAUUUAUGUAAAAAAUAAAAAUAAUGAAAAUUUGUUUUUGUGGUUAUUAGAAGGCUUUCUAAAAAUAAAUUUGAUUGGAAAUGGUCUAAUUUGAAAACACUGAAUUUAAAUUGCUUGCCCAGUUCUUGGUAUCAUUUUUGGAUGCCGCUCGAAACUAACAUUUCCCAAUAUUAUUAUAUUACUAUAAUAUUCUGUGAGUUAUUGUUUUAUAAAAAAAUAUCUCUUUAAUACAAAAUUAUUAGAAGAAAAUUUGACUCUAAUAACAGAGAUCUGCUGCUUAUGAGUGUUUUUAUUUUGAAAGAUAAAAAUAUCUAUGUGAUUCGUUGUUUAAGUAUUUAUUAUAUUAUUUAUUACUUAAUAAUAUUGCAAACAAUCUAUUGGGUAAACUAUAUUUUAGAUAAAUACUAAAUAUUGAACAUAAUUAAUCCUAUUGUUGUAACUAGAAAUUAAAUAUUAUGAAUAUAGCUUAAAAUACUGAUGUAAGAUACAUUAGAUUAGUUUCCAAUUUAAACACAUUAUUUGUAAAAAUACAGUUAUAAAAUAAUAAAUUACUGUAUUAUGAUAUUUUGGAUGAUAUAUUUAAAUUAAAUUGUAUAUUUUUAUAAUAAUCAUCUGAAUGAAUACAUUUUCUUAAAUCAAUAUAAUUAUUUGUUUUAACUACAUACAAAAUAGGUAAUAAAAAUUACAUAUUUCUUAUAAUUAUCUGAAUCAACUAAUAUUUAAUACAAAUUUUAAUUAUUGAAUUGUGUGUACAAAGAAAAUAAAUUGCUUACAUGAGUAAUUUAAAAAUGAUGCAUAUUCAAUAUAACAUAUACUAUCAUUAUUAUAUUUAUGAUAACUCCUGAUAUAAAGCAAAUUGCCCUUGUAGGUUGGGGUAGUACAAAUACAGCAUAAGAGAUUGUAUGCAUUAUUCUCACAAAAGUAUAUAUUCUGAACAAAUUGUUUGCUAACAUUUCUGAAGGAUUACUGGCCACUAAAAGUAACCCUGUGAUCAAAAAUAUAGGAAUAUUUUCCAAAUCGUUCAAGUGUGCUCUAAAAUAAACAAUAACCAAAACCAAAUUUAUUAAUUAAUUAUUUAUAUGCCGUUUGAUAACAUAUUUAAUCUAUUACUUUACCUUCUUACUCUUUCAACAUCAGGAUCAUCAUAUUUAAUUUCAGCUCCAGGCCUUAGUACAGCAUCUUCAGGACUUAUGAACACCUGUUAAUUCAAUUUAUUCAUCAAAUAAACAAAUUAAAAUUGGAUCAUUUAGUAAAAAUUAUAUUAAUUUAUCAUGAUUAGGUAUAUUUAGUAGGGAUUAUUAAUUGUUAUUAUAAUGAAUUAAUGAAAACAUACACAUUUAAUAAUAAUGUGUAAAUUGCCAGUUAAUAUUUUUUUUCUAUUUGAAAAUUAGUCCCAAAUUACAUCAUUUUUUAUCAAAAUUGACUUGUUUAAAAAAAAUACUAACAUACUUUGCAUGAUUGGUAGGCCACUGUUGUAGGUGAGAAAUUGGAAACAUAGGAUAUAAAGGGAAAUUUAAUUUGAAUGCAACGAUAAACCAUUGCUAAUGAAAAACAGCUCUGAUUGAAGUUUCUUUUAUGCAUGCACUUAAAUUUUUCAGUUUUUCAUGCUUAUUUGACAACUAUUAUGAAAAACCAUUGGAAAAUUUAAAAAAUUACCAAUCUUUAGUACCACCCAGAUAAAAUGUCCUUACAGAAAAGGUAAUAUACUUAAAAAUUGAUGCAAGAUUACCAGUAAUCUUGUACCAAUAAUCCAGUAAUCACUGGUAGUAAAGUUGUUCACAGAUUAAAAAAUUAUAAACAUAAUUGUAAAAUCAAUAUAUACCUCAAUACGUUCCGAAUCUAAAAUGUGUUGAAUAUUGCACAAUAUUAAUUUCCAGCGAGUUGAUAUUAUUAUUAUUAUUAUAAUUAUUGAUUUAAAAGCUUUAAAUUGCACUUUUUUUAAUUAAUGUUAAUGUUUCAUUAUAUUUUUAGGAAAAUUGAUACAUUUUGUAUCUUUAAAUAAUAGUUUUGUACUAUAAUGAAUCUAAAAAUUAUUAGUUUUGAAACUAAUUCUUAGAAAGUAGUUAGAUGGAGCGUAAACAAAUUGAUAAAAUCAAAAUUAAUUUAUUAAGCUCUCAGAUUAUUCUUAAAUUCACGUUUUAUAUAUAUGUAGUGAAAUAUAAAUUACAAUUUGAUAUUACUAUACAAAUGUAUAAAUAUUAAAAAAUAAUAUUAUAUUAAUCCAUGCAAAAAUUAUUAUUCGAGAUAAUUAUGAAGUCAUUGUGUUAAAAAUGAAUAUUUAAAAAGAUCAUUGGAUUUCAAUAGAUUGAUUUUUAAGACUAUUUAAAAACAAUUAAUAAAAAUAUUAUAAACAGAAAAUAUUGAUAAAAUUUAAAACAAAUAUUUUUAGAUUCUGAGUAGAACAAGAAAUGUAUUAGUUUUAACAAUAAUGUUAAUUAUUUUUUAUUUUUUUUUUAUCUAAACAACUUUUCUCCCAGCAUUUUGCUCUGAUUUAUAAUAAUAACACUUGUUCUGAAAGCAAAUCUAACUAGGCAAUACUUUAAUAAUGUAAAAUUUUGAUUUUCCCUGGAGUUUUCUCAAUAAAAGGAUAAAAAUGAAAAAAUAGGUACCAUAUUAAAUAAAUACUACUAAAGAAAAUGUUUAAUGUUUAUGUAAUUAUUUUACCAUAAUAUGACAUAAAUAUUGUUGACAUAGCAACACUUUCAACCAAACUCCACUCAGAAUUGUUUUUUUUGUUAGCAAUGGUAUGUACACAUAUACAUUUUAAUUUUCUCCUCUACUGCCUUUCCAACUUCUCACCUACAACAGUGGUCCACUCACAUACAUAGUAUGUCUGUCUUUUUAGUUUUAGAAACACUUAUAUAGAAUGACAUUUAGUUGUGUUAUUUAUAAUACUCUCCAAUAACUACCUAUUUAUUCUUAAUGUUAACAUCUUUUCAAAAUUAUUCAAGUGUUUAUUGACUAAAUAGUACUAUUUCUGAAAUCAUUAAUCAUAAUCAUUACAUACAUUUACCUGUUUUCCAUAUAUAGGGCUUAUUAUUUUAUAAAUUUAAUAUAAUUUUAAGGUAAUGAUGAACCAUUAUGUUUCUUUCUUUAAAAUGUAUUUUUUAGUUGUUAUUUGAGUCAUUAUAUAGAUGCCAUGAACAAUGUUGACUAAUUUUGAACUAAAAUUAAAACUAAGUAAUUUUUGGAAUGUAAUGACUUUAUUAUUGUUGAUUUCUAUCUAUCUAUAAUAGUUGAUGCCCAUAAUAUCUGCAAACAAUUUAUGUUAUAAAUUAAAGUUUUAAUUUGUGCUUUUUAAGUCUCUAUUGUCAUUAAUUAUUAUCAAUAUUUUUGAAUGCAUCAUUAUUUCAUAGAUUUUAUAGAAAACUCUUCAAUUAAAAAGAUUAAUAUUUAAAAAUUGUAAUUUUUUUAUUGAAAACAAUUUUCAUUUAAUUAAUGUAAUUAAUGUUUUCCUAUACCAGAUAUUUUUUGGGAAACAUUUUAGUUAAUUUUCUUUUUCUUGACUAUUAUUAAAUAAUUUUGUAUGUAAAUCUAUAGCAAAUAUAUUUAUCAAGUUUUAUUAUAUAUUUAUUUUGAAAACAUAUAUAUAUUUAUAUUAUGCUAAUGUAUCUUACUUUUUUUCUCAUUCGCUGAAGUACAGUUAAGAAAGACAUAACAAUCAUUUUUAAAAUAAGAAUACUACCAUAAAAUGCAUAACAUUCGAAUACUGGAUUUGACAUUGUCAACAAUCCCAUUGUAAUAGAAUCUGACAUUUUAUAAAAAAUAUUUUGGUAUUUGUUAAUAAUAAACUGGUAAAUUAUAUAAUAACAAUGCGUAGUGAUACAAUAUAUUUGAAUGCAGAAUAAGAAUGUUCCUGACUGUUGAACACCACACAGCACACUACCGCUUUUUAUAAUAACAACCUAUCCACAACUGUUUAGUUGACCCUCCCACUGACAGACGAUAGACAUUUUGCUCUAGUAAUUUAAGUUUUAUACUAUAUAAUUUGAACUAUCAUGAAUAAUAUUUGUUUUUUUAUUAUUAUUUAUUUAUUUAUAAUGAUAAUAUAAGUACAGUAAUAAUAUUUGGUAGGAGCUAAAUACUAGAAAACUUACUUCAAUUAUUAAUUAUUAACUUCAGGGAUGGUUCUGGUAUAUAAUUUUGGCUAGUUGGAGAAUUGAGGAGAUCAUCAUUUGAUUUAUUUUUCCUGUAUUUUUUGUAAUAGUUGAAAAAAACAGAAAACAAUUACGCAAUAAAAGGUAAAUGUUAUUGUUAUUUCCAAUAUUUUGUUAUUCGGUUAAAAUUGUCUUAAUUUACUUUUAUUAGGCUUUUCUAGAAGUAAUAAAAUCUUAUAAUAUUGUGAUGGUUAUUAGCUAUUUAAAGCCAUUCAAAAUUAUUGAGUAUGUUAGUUAUGAUUUAUGUAGAUUAAAUUAUUUUGACUCAUCAAAAAUGCUUGAAAAUUUAACACUAUGGGGUUUAUUCAAAUUGCAUUUAGAAAAAAAGUUACUGCUGAUGGAUAUGCCAUUGUUCUAGAUAGUAUAAAAUAGAAAAGGUAGGAUAUAUAGAGUAAUUUAAUUUGUAUAAUAUGUAUGAAAUGAUAAAUGCUCAUGAAAAAUGAUUCUAAACAAAGUUCGGUUAAGUAUGUUUAAAAAUUCCUCAAUUUAUAAGAUUUCCAUGAAACUUUUUAAACGCUUUAAAAAAAAAUAAUAAUAUUUCUGGUACAAUAGUUAUUACCAGACCAAAGAAAAACACAUAAUUAAACCAAUAUAUAACUCGAUGUACUCAAAAUCUAAAACAUAAAUGGAAACAUUGCUAUAUAAAUAUAAUUUGUUAGUAUUAAUAUUGAUGGUUAGUGACUAGUUUUCUAGUGACUAGUAGAUGUUGGUCCACAUCUAUUCACUCCAGCAUGUAAUACUGUUAUAGGUAUACAGUUAUUAAUGUAUGCCAUUAUGCAAUAGAGAAAGUUGUAAUAUAAAAUUAAGUAAAAUGUAUAUGAUGUUUUUCUGUUAUGGCAAAUGUGUAUAUUUGAGUAUAUAUUGAGUCAUAUAUAAUAAUAAAAUAUAAUUAUAGUGUUUUUAAACAUCCAGAAGUUUUGUUAGCCUUGCGUGUUUUUUUUUUUUAUUUAGUUAUUGAUUUUUUAAUCAAAUAUUCCAUCGAUUUCCAGUAAAUAAUUUAAUAUUUUAUGUUCAAAAUCUAAAUGUAGGACAUAUUAAUAAUUAGUAUAAAAAAAAUCACUAAGUUUUAAACUCUGGUCAUUGUAGGAAAGGUGUUAAUUUUUCAAUUUGCUUUUGUUAUUGUAAUUUGUGUAGUUAAUUGCAUUAUAUUAUAAUGUUUUUAUUGUUAAAUAAAUAAAUAAAUUAGUUAUUACAUAUCAUAAUGGAUAUUAUAAAAUCAAUGUUUCUUCUUAAAUAUAAUAUUUAUAUGUGUUGUUUCUAUUAUUUUAUUUGUUAAAUAUCUAAAUUUAUUUUCUUUAAAAAUGUAUUUAUACAUUUUCGAGUUAUAAAGCCUGGUAAUAUAUAUACCAGUAAUUUAAUAAUAUUCUAAUUUUAGAUUUUUAAAUUCUGAGUGUUGUGAAGAAUGUAUUGUUUUUACAAGCAUGAUACUUUAUGAAGGUCAUUUUUUGAUUUUCAUAAUAUGUGAGAAAAACUCAAGAUAAAGUGUAAAAAAAAAAAAAAUUGGAAAAUUCACAAAAAUAAUGCCUUUAUUAUUUUCAAUUUUAUUUUUUAUUGCAGUUUACCUAAAAAUAUUCAUAGAAACUUAAAAUUUGAACAAAAAUUAAUAUUUGCCUUUUCUAAAUAUGAUAAAAUUUUCAAAAUAUUUAAGCCAUUUUUUGAGCUACUUAUAGAAAUGUUUAUUUUUCCUUAAAAUUCACUUUAAAUAUUAUUAUGAAAUUUAAAAUUAGAUUCAAAACUUAUAUUUUAUUUUUUUUAUAGACGUGGUCAAAUUCUCAAAAUUUGUUGACUAUUUAUAAACAUUUUAAGGUUCAUUAAAGUCGUACUUUGUGGUCAACAAGAAAAAGUUAAGUUUAAUUAGUUUUUUUUUUCUAAGGAAUUUUAAUAUCAAAUUUUGACAAAUCAAAUGACAAUACAAAUCUAGUUACUGGUCCAUGCAAAUUUUCAAUUUUAUUGUUUUGAACAUAUGUAUAUUGUCAAUUUAAGAAUGUUAGUUAAGUCAGAAUUGAGGGGACUGACUGAGUUUCGAACUUUUUAAAGUUCUGAUAUUGAAUGUGUUAUAUUUAAUAACUCAAUAUUUUCAAUUUUAUGGUAUUUCUGUCAUAGACUAGUAGUUGUACAUACCUGUUAUCAUCCCAGAGAUUGCAAGUUCAAACCCGAGUUCUAAAACCAAGUUGGGUAGAUAACAGGGAAUAAACAAAUGCAACAAAUACAUCACAAUAUGUGUUUAUUGUGUAAUUCAUUGUAUUCAAUGUAUAUUUAUUCUACUACAAUAUGGCAUAAACAUUGUUGGAAAAGCAAUACUAUUAACUGAGUUACGUUCAGAAUUGUUUUUUGUUAGCAAUGAUUAAUUACAACAGUGGUUCACCAAUCACGAAAAGUAUAAGUAUGUCAGUCUUUUUUUUGUUAAUUUCUGGGUUCUCUUGGCAACAAUAUAAAAAACACGACUAAUAUUACUCCACUUGUAAGCAUGAAAAAUACAAAUCUUUUUACUCUUCAUAGUAAAAAUAAAACAUUAAUUAAAUUUAUUCUUAUUAUCUCAUAAUAGAAUUAAUGUUAGUACAUUCAAAAUAUGUGUAUCAGUAUAAGUGAUAAUAUUUCAACGCAAAAAAUUCAUUUUAAAUUUUAAAAACUCAAAACUGUGUGCAUAAUAUUAAUUAUAAAAUAAAUUUAAUAUUUUUAAUAAUUACUAUUUUAAUAGUUUUAUAGUUUUUCAAAUAAUUAAUAAAUUAAAUUGUAUACAUAUUAUGUAUUUAGAGACUGGCUCUCAUGGAACAAAACUUAAGAGUUUAAUAUUUUAAGUGGACAAUUUUUUAUAGUUUCAUUUAAAAUGUACAAAUAUUAGUAGUUCAUACUACAUGUUGUGUUUUUUUAAAUAAAUAUGAUAUUUCCAAAAUAGGUUGGUAGGUCACUCUUAAAUAAUGCAUUAGAUUGUAGUGGAUGGGUCAAUAUACUAUCAAUAUGUAUGCAAUUCUUAUUUUAUUUGUGAACGUUUUCACCAUUUUAACAGUUAUUAAAAUGAAUUAAAAAUUAAUAUGUAUAGUUUGUGGUGGGUAGAUAUCAAAAAGGUUAAAUUGCGCACAAUUAUUUGUAUUGUUUUUAUGUGUAUAUAGUUAUACUAUUUCAUUUACAGGUGUUCUUUGUUUGCUUUUUUUCCUGGUUAAAAAAUCUAUAACUGGGUAUCGUUAUUUUUAUUUAGGCCGAGACACUUAUAAAGUAUAUAUUAUUAUAAAACCUUUGUAGAGUAGGGGCGAUAGUUCACAUUAUUUAUAUCUAUAUUAUAAGCACGCAACCACCUAACGACCCCACAAGUUGUGCGUGUUGGCCUAACCGGGAAUGUCAUUAUUAUUUAAAUGUAUGGUUAUGUAUUACAUCAAACUAUUCGAACUUUAAAUGUAUUUUUUUUAUUUUUACUGAAAAUGUACUUCAAUUUAAAAAAUUCUCUCGCUGCCAACAUUAAUUUGUUGACUUAUCAUGUAAAACAACUUAUAAGCUUAAAAUAAAAUAUUUCAUCAAAUUAAUUGUUACACAUGUUAAAGAAAAUGUUAUAUGCUUCCAAACUUGUAAAAUUUAAAACUUAGUUGGUUUAUAUAUCAUCCAAAAAUAUUAUUUAUCAAUCUUAAAAACUGAAAGUCUUAUUUUAAAAAUUAUUUAUUUUCUUCUUUUAUUGUGGUCUGUCAUUUUCUUAACUUGAUUUAUUAUUUUAGAUUUUAGAUUCAGAACAUAAUGAGAAUGCAUUUACUAGUAUAAUUAUUUUUUCUAAUGUCAUUUGGGUUGUAGGUUUCAUCAUUAGGCCACCUUGUUUAGGUAAAAUAAUAUAAAUAAAUGUUUAUUUCAUAGUUGUGUAAGAGUUAGUCAUAUUGACGCUAACAGUAUGUACUUACUUCAACAAACUAAAUAAUAAACUUUUUAAGUUUGAAUAUUUAAAAGCUUAUUUCACCAGCACUUCUACUUGAAAAUUUUUAAUUUUCAACUUUUUUAUACAAUUUUAUACACGCCUCAAAACACGAUUUUUCUAUGCGCGUAAUAAGGAAAUGUUUCCCAAACAUUGCCAAAUUCUGAUCAAAUAUAAUUAUAUUAUAAAUAUAUAUAUAUAAAGUAUAUAUAUAUAUAUUGUUUUGUACAAUCUUCAAAACUCCCAACUAAUUCCUUUAGAAAUACUGUUUAUAAUAAAUGCACAAUUAUAAAUAUGAUAUUUAAUCUUUAAUCUUGUAUACAUGAAAUUAAGUUUAUAAACAUUACCUACCUGCAUAAGUAUUUGGAUUUCUGUUACAGCACCUAGAAAGUAUUUGUGAUAAAUUAAUUUCAACUGUGCACGUGUGAAUAUCUUAUUUUGUGACUCUUCGUUAGGUUAGAUUCGUUAAUUGUUUGGAUAUUGAUGUAUUUAUAAAGCGUUGGUGUCUUAGUGAGCUAACCUGACUCCCAAAAACCAUUGAUGACUGGUUUCAUGUGUACAGAAAAGUAUACAAAGUGUUUAAUUUAUAUAAUGAGUUGUACAAAUAAAUUUCUCUAGUGCUGGAGGAAAAAUUUCCAGUCACGCGCAUUGAAAAGCUGUGUUUUCUUGUGUUUUAAGGAUUGUACAAAACAAAUUUUUUUUCUGUAUAAAAUUGCACAAAAAAAAAAGUAUUUUAUACCUUCAAGGUUUGGUAUUGAAAUUUGAAAUUAGUAGUGGUAGCAAAAUGGACCUAAUAUCUUAUAUCUUUACCUUUUAUCUUUCUUACCAUAGAUUUUAAAUUCUGAAUGGAGCGAAGAAACUGAUUAAAAUGUGUAUAAACAUAAAUAUAAUUCUUGUGCCUUUAAAAAGUUCAAACCUACUAACCUUCUCUUAGGGGGUUGAUCUACCAACUCCUGAUUUGUUUGUAUGUUGGCAAAAAUCUUGAAAACUACUUUACCUAUUUUGAUAAAUCUAAACUUUUUUGUUUAAUUUCUUAUCAUUGUUAUGGCAACCAGUCAGUUAGUAAAAAAAAAUUUGACUUUAGUGAUGGAGCUCUACCACUCAUGUGUUUUUUAUAUAUUUAAAUAAUUACUACCAUAAUUUAUGUUUUAAAACAUUAUUUCAGCUGUACAAAAUAGAACGUGAAGAAGUUAAGAAGCCAUCUCUAGUUGAUAGAAUAUUUAAACAAGCUUUACGUGAAUUUAAGGAAAAUCUUAUAGCCACUUAUAGUAUGGCUAAUAAACAGGGAAAUGGCCAAGUACUGAAUAUUAAAUACAAAGAUUUGAUUGCCAACUUCUUACACGUAAAAUAUAUAUAAUAUAAAACUGUUGAAUACAAAUAUAUGUUAAAUAAUUGUUUAGGUUAUUGAAACUGUGUGUGGUAAUGAAAAAAUUCAAGAUGAUUUUCCAGUGACACUUUGUGUUAAUGCAUUCCGCGGUUUUAUGAAUGAGUUUAUGAAUCAGAAUAGAGUUGAUACUGAAAAGCCCAGUAAAACCAAACGUAAAAAAGAAAAAAAACAAAAGUCUGAAGAUCAUAUUAUUCACGGAGGUCACGUGUUACAAAUGAGUAUGAUAAAUAUUCCUACAGCUUGUGAAGUUUGCACUUCAUUCUUUUUGUGGCCAAUUGAAAGGAGUUUGGUGUGCCGAAGUAACUUCAAAUUUAACAAUAAAUUUAAAAACAUCCUCUUUCAUAUUGUACAAUUUAUAUUUAGAUUGUAAAUUGACGUGCCAUAAAAAAUGCUAUCCUCGUGCAAACCAAGAAUGUGUAAAAGAUAUGAAUUCUGGUGGUAAUAUGCAAUCCAAAGGUAUUUGUAUGGUUAAAGGAAAAGUUUUUGGGCGUCCCUUAGGAGAAUUAGAUCUAAGCAAGGGUAAGGUACCAGCUAUUGUUGAAGGACUUAUAACUUUUAUUGAAAUUCAUGGAAUGUAUAAAGAAGGCAUUUAUCGUAAACCUGGGGUAAGUUUGUAAAUUAAAUUACUAAUUAGAUCAAUUUGCAAUGGUUAGUUCCAAAUAAUUAAUAAUAAUGGAUAAUGUAUUUUAUCUUAGCUUACAACACGUGUUAAUGAACUAAAAGAACUCAUUGAUAACAAUGAUGUAAGCAAAAUUGAAUUAGAAAAAUAUCAGGUAAAUUGGUUUUUAUUAAUUUUCAAAACAUAAAAACAAAACUGUUAAUUAUAAGAUUUAAAAUUCAUAUAACAGGUUCAUGUAUUAGCCAGUGUAUUGAAGUCAUUUUUACGUGAAAUGCCAGAACCAUUGCUUACAUUUGAUUGUUAUGACGAUUUUAUUCGUGCUGCUAGCCUCUCUGAAGAUCGUGUCUCAACAUUAUUUAACAUUUUAAAAAAAUUACCAAAAGUGAAUUAUGAUUUAAUGGAGAGACUCGUUUUUCAUCUCGCAAGGUAUUUACAUAAUAAAUGCUUCUAAUUAUAUAUUUAAUUACAUAACUAUAUCCAUAUAGGGUCGCAUUGCAUGAAAAUGUGAACCGCAUGAAUGCUAGUUCAUUGGCAAUUGUAUUUGCACCGUGCGUACUUAGAACAAAUAAAUUAGUUCCUGCACAAGAAUCACUGAGGGAUAUAGAACAACAAACUCUUUGCAUCAGUUCUAUUAUAAGCCAUCAAAUGAAUAAGAUUGAGUCAACUAUGGCUGAUAUCAAUACAUUAGAUACUGCUCAUCACACAGCCACACAUCGGUUGUCUUCUUUGCGCAUUUCUAAAGUAUGUAACUGGAUGAAAAUUAUUGUUUAAAAAUUUUAAUUUAAAAUGUUUUUUCAGGUGUAUGGACCAACUGAAGGCCCAAUUAAAAUGGAUGAAGAAGAAAAAAUGUUAGUUGGACAAAUAGAAGAAAUAAAAAAAGAGAAAGAGAAAUUGACAAUCUAUCUGCCAAGUUUAAGGCGUACAAAUUCAGAUGAUGAUCUUUUAUCAACUGAUGAUGGAAGUUUAGAUGAUGUUAAUGCAAGUUAGUUUUCAACUUUGCUCUUCUCAUUGCUAGUAACUCUUCUGCUUGUCCGUUAUCUUUUCACCCCUAAACUGUUAAACAAAACAUUUAGAAAGGAAAUAGAUCAAGGAAGAACUUUAUAGGUUAGGUUUUUUUUUGAACCUUUGAAACCUUUUUGUCUAAUAAUUAAUACCUAAAUUGGGUUAAAUUGUACUGAAAGUUGUACUAAGUGGUUAAAAAAAAACUUUUUAACAUCUAACAUGACAUUUCAAAAAUGUACAACAAAAUUUCGCUCGGAAUCGUUUAUUAUAGUUACAUAGAUAUAAAUUAAAUUAAAACCAUGGUGGACAGCUAGCAUGAAUAUAAAAUCGUUAGAUGUUUAAAUGAUAAAUUAAAUUAUUUAUUUUAUAAAUAUUUUUCAAAAAAAUUAAAUCAUACACCUUUUUUGAGAACUACUUUUAUCUGAUGUCAUUUAUAUCAACUGUAUUAUCAUUUUAACUUUGGUUCUAAAAAGUUGAAAAUGAUACCAUGUAUUCCAAUAAUGAAUUAUUAUCUUAGUUCGUUUUAAUUAUUUACCAUAUUAUAUCUGUUCAAUUAUUUCAGGUACACUUGGUAGUCGUAAAACUAAAUUAAAAAAUACUACAAAAAAAGCCAAGCGUUCAAAUAAUAAUACAUUAGACAGUGAUGAGGAUCCAAUUAUGGUUUGA